UUCCACCAGUCAUCCGAGUCUAUCCAGAGAGCCAAGCAAGGGAGCCAGGUGUGACUGCUAGCCUUCGGUGCCAUGCUGAAGGUAUUCCCAAUCCACAACUUGGUUGGCUGAAGAACGGAAUUGAUAUCACUCCGAAGUUAUCCAAACAGCUAACUCUUCAAGCAAAUGGUAGCGAGGUUCACAUUAGCAAUGUGCGCUAUGAAGAUACAGGAGCAUAUACUUGCAUUGCAAAGAAUGAAGCAGGGGUGGAUGAAGACAUUUCUUCUCUUUUUGUAGAAGAUUCUGCUCGAAAGACCCUUGCAAACAUAUUGUGGAGAGAGCAAGGUCUGGGAAUUGGAAACAUGUUUUAUGUUUUUUAUGAAGAUGGCAUCAAAGUAAUACAACCAGUGGAAUGUGAAUUUCAGAGACAUAUUAAGCCUAGUGAAAAACUCCUCGGUUUUCAGGAUGAAGUUUGUCCCAAAGUGGAUGGAGAUCUUAUUCAGCGGUGUGUAUGGGCAACUGCUGUUAAUGUAAAAGACAAGUUCAUUUACGUAACUCAGCCCACUCUUGACAGAGUUCUUAUUGUAGAUGUACAGUCUCAGAAAGUUGUACAGGCAGUAAGUACAGAUCCUGUUCCAGUGAAACUACACUACGAUAAAUCACAUGAUCAAGUCUGGGUGCUGAGCUGGGGAAACAUGGAAAAGAAUUCACCAACUUUGCAGGUGAUAACACAAGCCAGUGGGAGUGUUUCUCAUCACACAAUCCAUACUCAGCCAGUGGGAAAGCAGUUUGACAGAGUGGAUGACUUUUUCAUUCCAGCUACAACCCUCGUCAUUACCCAUAUAAGGUUUGGAUUUAUUCUUCAUAAAGAUGAGCCUGUGCUCCAGAAAAUUGAUCUGGAAACUAUGUCAUACAUCAAGACAAUUAGCUUAAAGGAUUAUAAUUGCAUUCCUCAGUCACUGGCUUAUACACAUCUUGGAGGAUACUUUUUUAUUUGCUGUAAGCCUGAUACCACCGGGGCUGUCCUACCACAGCUUAUAGUGGAUAGCGUUACUGAUUCUGUGAUUGGAUACAAUGGCGACAUAACAGGCACGCCACAUAUUUCUCCAGAUGGACACUACCUUGUCAGCAUUGAUGAUGCAAAAGGUCUUAUGAGGAUCCAGUCCAUAACAAUGAGAGGAGAAAUACAGGAUGCAUUUGACAUUCACACUAAUUUGCACAUAUCUGAUGUAGCUUUUCAGCCAUCGUUCACUGAAGCUCAUCAGUACAAUGUCUACUGUAGCUCCAGCACACAAACUGAUGUUCUUUUCAUGGAGCUCUCCUCUGGCAAGGUUAAGAUGGUGAAGAGUCUGAAGGAGCCUGUCAAGACAGGUGAAUGGCCUUGGAACAGUAAGAACCGUCUUAUAAAAGACAGUGGCCUUUUUGGUCAGUAUCUCAUGACCCCUUCCAAGGAAUCUCUGUUUAUCCUGGAUGGACGGCUCAAUAAGCUAAAUUGUGAAAUCACUGAAGUUGAGAGAGGCAACACAGUAGUUUGGGUUGGAGAAGCAUAA
Leptosomus discolor (cuckoo roller) is the source of this 1529-nucleotide messenger RNA. The record is from RefSeq and is a predicted model, not a curated record. NCBI's taxonomy places the organism in Eukaryota, Metazoa, Chordata, Aves, Leptosomiformes, Leptosomidae.